AUGUGGGGCAAAGUGAAAUUGAUGAUGCAGUAUAUUCACAAGAAUUUUAUCAACGAUUACGACUGGUUUAUAAAAGGUGAUGAUGACAUGUUUUUAAUCACUGAAAACUUACGUUACAUGUUGUCAGCUUACUCAACUGAGGAUCCAAUUUAUUUCGGGUACAAAUUCAACUCAUCACUACAUAAAACAGGCUUCUUUAGUGGUGGCAGUGGUUAUGUGAUGAGCCGAAAAACCGUCCAAACGUUUGUUGAAAAAAUGCUAACAAACAAAGAGUUUUUCCGAAAAUCAGAAAGAGAACCACCAAAUGAUUGUCAUAUUGAAACCGAUAAUAGAGCCGAAGAUUGGGAUAUUUCCCUUUGUCUUGACCAUUAUAAUGUGUAUGCCGGUGAUUCACGAGAUUUGCUUAAACGAGAUCGCUUUUUUCCAUAUAAGCCAGAGGCGCAUUUAUUCGGCAAACCCGAUCCCAAUUUUGGGUACUGGCAAGUCAAAUACUAUUGGAACGAUGAAGGAUUGGAUUGCUGCUCAAAUUAUACGAUUAGUUUUCAUUACAUCCCAGCUAAAUAUCAAUACUCGAUGUAUUUCCUCACGUAUAGGCUGCAACCCUUUGGAAUUAAACGUCAUUUCCCACCGCCACCAAAGAAAAGGGAUUUUACAGAAGUUAAGAAUAUACUCGACCGAGAAGGAGUUAAUGCAACUUUACGCGGUUAUUAA
This is a messenger RNA of Sitodiplosis mosellana (orange wheat blossom midge), 711 nucleotides long. Its product is annotated as glycoprotein-N-acetylgalactosamine 3-beta-galactosyltransferase 1-like. Gene Ontology annotation, cellular component: membrane. The transcript has a single exon. Gene Ontology annotation, molecular function: N-acetylgalactosaminide beta-1,3-galactosyltransferase activity. The record is from RefSeq and is a predicted model, not a curated record. Bases 1 to 711 code for a protein of 236 amino acids. NCBI's taxonomy places the organism in Eukaryota, Metazoa, Arthropoda, Insecta, Diptera, Cecidomyiidae.